Molecule: messenger RNA, 916 nt
Organism: Danio rerio (zebrafish)
Lineage: Eukaryota; Metazoa; Chordata; Actinopteri; Cypriniformes; Danionidae
Source: RefSeq, a predicted model, not a curated record
UAUUAGUGCCAAGGCAUACAAAAUGAGGUGACAUGAUCAAACACAGCCUUAAAGAAUUAAUUAAUUGCUGUGGAAAAUGUCCUUACCUUCCCAUGCUCAAACUCAGUUCUUGUUUAAGCCAGGACAAAUAGAUUUGAUUUAUUACAGAAAUUAUAUGAUAUAAAAAGGUGUGUGUGUGUGUGUGUGUUUGUGUGCGUGUCCAGUCAGCCACUUGUGGAGUCUUAACAGAUCCUGCAUCAGCACCUGCUCAGACAGCUCAAACACUGACAUCAUGGUACAGUAACAGUUUAUUAUUCAUAACAGAAAAUACAGCUUUUCAGACAUUUUCAUCAACCAAAUACAAAUGGUAUACGCUCUGGCUCAUAUGACAAAAGGAGAGGUUCUGUAAAACAUUUAUAUUGCAUUUUUGGAAGAUAUACUUAUUUAUUUAAUAUACAUUUUUAACCCUUUACUUACAUGUUUUCCUUCUAAAUCUUCUCAGUGGCUGCUGCGAGUGUGUUCUCUCCUCUUCUUGGUGGUUUCCUGCAAUGCAGAGUGUUACAUUUAUAAACCUCGAGUCGAUCUGUUAUCCGUCGAAAGCAUAUUAGACAACAUGAAAGGCUGUAUUGACCCUGAGGGACAAACCCAUGACUUCAACUCCGAGUGGGAACACGACUGUUACAACUGUGUCUGUGCACAUUCUGGCAUUCGCUGCUGUAACAAGAUCCCUUCAGCAAUUGAUCACCCUGAUGAAUGCGAGAUGCUUGUCGACAAAACAACCUGCUCUGUUAAUCUAGUGCUGGUUUCAGACCACAGCAAACCAUGUGUUCUUGCUUAAUACAACUGGACACAACACACAUCUACAGCAUUGCACAGGCCUCUAACUGGAUGAAAAGUCUGACAAUCAAAUAAAGACUUAAGUGAUCCUACAAUAAAA